Messenger RNA from Rattus rattus (black rat), 354 nucleotides. RefSeq names its product DPEP2 neighbor (gene Dpep2nb). The transcript is spliced from 2 exons. The record is from RefSeq and is a predicted model, not a curated record. NCBI's taxonomy places the organism in Eukaryota, Metazoa, Chordata, Mammalia, Rodentia, Muridae. The coding region runs from base 1 to 354 and encodes 117 amino acids.
AUGACUGAUCGAAUCUUUUAUAUUAACUCUAACUUGUCCUCUGUCCCCUGUGAAGGCUGUUAUUCAACGCCCGUGCCUCCCACAGCUCCUUCUUCCCCCGGAUACUACCACGUCCUCUACAAAGGGCACGCACAAGCCCAGAUGGCCUGGCAUGGAGAGACAUACUGUCUGAUUGGAGGCUACCGUGUCUAUGGGGAUGCACCGCUUCCCACACCUGUGAAGGUUGAGGAAGAGAAGCCAGCGCCCAGGAGGGCUCCCAAGAGACAGCGAGUUCAGGAAGAGUCAGAUCAAGAUCUAGGGUGUCCCAGUGCAAAAAUUCCUCGUCUUAAAUUGAAGCAUGGUGGCAAAGGGUAA